GAGGCAAACAGGAAGAACUGUGGACUAUGUGGUUUCACUUUUACCCCAUGUUAACCGAUAGCACAUUACAUGUAAAGUUACUGAAGGCUAGCAGCCAGUCAUGGACUAUAUAGAGCCAAUUCUGUCCAUUGCUUCGCAGAUCUACACACUGGUUGGAAAUGUUAAGGCCAAUAAAAAACGCUGCUAUCGUGUUGUAGAGCGUGUAAAAGUCUUGGAGAGCCUGGUGAAUUCAAUCAAACUGAGGGAUACAUUGGAGCAUUCUGCUGAGGUGGAGAACGCCCUGAAAGGACUCUCGAUCACUCUGAAAUCAGCUCAUGGGCUUAUUGAGAAAUACACCUUGGCAAACUUGGUGAAGCGCAUCCUGAAGUCAAACAGCCAUGGCGAUGAAUUUAACAGUGUCAAUGAACGGUUCAAUGACGCCUUUGAAAGCCUAGCUUUAGCUCUGGAGUUAGAGAAUGUAAAUCAAGUGUUCAAGGUGUUUGAGCAGAUCUCCAGACUCAAAGAAGAUGAAGAGGACAGGAGGGAAGAUGAUGCAGAGUUAAAGAGAAUGCUCUUGGAAUACGGGGAAUACGUGGAGACCGUGCAAAGAGAACUUGAAGAUAUCAAAUCCAGUGUAGGAAAAAUCGUGGAGAUGUUGAAUAAGCCCAGAAUCAUAACCAUUGACAUCCGAAUGAUUAAACCAGAGGAACUGAUGAAUAUUGAAAAAAAGCCCAUCAUGACAACACCGACUUCAGAGGUUUACAAGGGAGAAUUUGGUGGCUUCACAGUGGCCAUCAAGAAGUACAAAGGAGCUUCAAACACCAAACCAGGGGAGGUAAAGUCUGUCUUCAAGAAAGAAGUUGACACCAUGAAACGGUUUGAGUCCCCCAACAUCCUGCGAAUGUUUGGCAUCUGCAUCCGAGAAGAGAACACUUCAUAUCCUGAGUUCCUCGUCAUCAUGGAGUAUUGUGAAAAAGGAAGUCUCCGAGAUGUUUUGAACUCCAAACAUGAACUGUUAUGGACCAGGAAAGCUUCCAUGUGUCUGGACGCAGCACAGGGACUUUACCGCCUUCAUCUGACUGAAGAUAUAAUUAAGCUUCACAUGAGCAUCACCAGCAGUAAGUUCCUCGUGGAUGAGAACUACAGAGUAAAGCUGGGAGGUUUUGAACUAGCCAAAACUGAGACGUCACUGAAAAAGACAACAAAGGAAAAAGAGAAGGACAUCAAUUCACUGUGCUACUCCUCUCCCCAGCAGUUGGGUAACAUCAACCACCCCUACAGCAAAGAGUGUGAGAUCUACAGCCUAGGAAUCGUGCUGUGGGAAAUCGUGACUCGUAAAAACCCCUUUGAAGACUGUGGCGGGGAUGAAAAAAUUAUUUAUAAAAAAGUGUGUAAGGAGAGAUAUCAAGAGCCAUUCCCUGCUGAUUGUCCCGAGUCCCUUGGAGAGCUGGUCAAAGCCUGCAGGGGUUAUGAAAGCUCCCAAAGGCCAUCUGCUGGAGUGCUGGUGGAUAAACUGCGAAGCGUGGUGGUACAGUUAGAGAAACAAUGAAAGCCCUCAACUGGCCCACUGGUUGCAUAUUUUGUAUUUAUCAUUCAUGUUGUUGAUCAAAAUGAUUUUCUUUUUUUAUUUUGAUUGUAUUCUUUACUUCACUUUCUAAAUAGUUUGUAGUAGUUUUGUUUAUUUUUCUUGUAAUUCUCAGCAGAUUGUUUCUUCCUUUCAUGCCUGGAUUUUCUGCAAGUACUCUGUUGUUCUUCAACAGUCCCAGCACAAGCAUUUAAAGAUAACUGCUCACUUUAAAUGGCCCUUGGGUCCUGUGGUGUGUUGGUGCAGGUGCCCUGAUUUUAGAAGAGUGGCACACAGAAACUGUAAUUUAAUCGCAUUAAUUAUGUCCACUGUGAUAUACAGCGCUUAGCAAACAUUACCAGAGAUGUAAUAGUAGGCGUAACUGACCAAUUAUCCUCCAGUUCUCUUAUGUCUUGGCAAAACAGAAUGGCCUUAGACAUGUUGUUAACUGAAAAGGGAGGUGUUUGUGCCAUGUUUGGUUCUUUAUGCUCUACCUUUAUUCCAAAUAAUACAGCUCCUGAUGGUUCAGUAGCCAGGGCCUUAGAUGAAUUGCGCACCCUGGCUCAUCACAUGACAGAACACUCUGGUGUAGAUUCUUUACCUGAUUGGUUUGCUGAUGCUUUUGGUAAAUGGAGCGAUUUUAUUGUUACAGGUAUGACUUCCUUUGCCAUCUUCACAGGUAUUCUCAUUUGCUGUGGAUGUUGUGCCAUUCCGUCUGCACACUCUAAUUAAUAGAUUGAUCACUACAGCUCUGUCAAAGGAGGACUCCUCUAGGUCAUAGCAGAUGCCUCUCCUCACAGGUGUAGAGGAAUCCAUGGAUUGCUCUGAUGAGUCUGAGAGCGACUCUCAUGAUUAUGACGCUUUCUAAUAAAUUUACCAAUAUUCAGUUUACAUCUAUUCAAAUAAUCCUCCUAAUUCUGAUGAUGUAAAUGUGUACCAAACACACACAGGGUAGAUGAUAAAUCAUGAUUUCAUUUUGCUAGUAUAUUGGUGUACUAAUAUAUUCUACAUAUUUUCUUCAUUAAAUUUUUUGUAUUACAGAAUAUACAUAUUUACAAUGUACAAUAUACACAUAUAUAAUAAAAAGGUGCAUUUGCAACAUC
Girardinichthys multiradiatus is the source of this 2646-nucleotide messenger RNA. RefSeq names its product mixed lineage kinase domain-like protein. Gene Ontology annotation, molecular function: protein kinase activity; ATP binding. Lineage: Eukaryota; Metazoa; Chordata; Actinopteri; Cyprinodontiformes; Goodeidae. The transcript is spliced from 11 exons. Bases 101 to 1528 code for a protein of 475 amino acids. Gene Ontology annotation, biological process: cell surface receptor signaling pathway; protein phosphorylation. The record is from RefSeq and is a predicted model, not a curated record.